AUGACUAUUGAGUAUUCACAAUACUUCGUAGCACAUGUAGUGCCCAAAUUGUUUGACCUAGCCGAGCCAAUUCCUACGUUGGAUGAUGGUGAGGAGGACAAGCCAAAAGUGGGAGGAACUCGACAUCACAUAGAUGAUGAUGACAAUGAUGAGGAGGGUGGGGGUGGAGGCAGAUCGGGUGGAGUAGGUGUAGGUGGUGCUGGUGGGAUAGGAAAAAUUCUACAAUCACCAGCUACUCUAGUAAUCACAAAGUUAACCAAUAAGGAGGAAGAAAUAGUUGAACCAACCCUAGUUUUGACACCUAAUGAUCCUAAGGAUCCAGACCCUCCAUUCCCUCAAAUAUUGGCUCAACCAAAAUCUGUUCCUGAGCCAACAUUUUAUUUUCUAGAUCAGCUUAAGCAAGUCUCCAUAAAAUUUCCUCUUUUCCAGGCCAUUAAGGAUAUACCUAUAUAUAGCAAAGUUCUUAGGGAAGCUUGUUUAAAGAAAGUUGGAUGGAAGAAAAAAGACCCUACAAUAGUUCAUGCUUUGGGUAAACUAGCUAACACCAUGCUGGGAAAUGUGAUCAUGCCUAAGUAUUUAGAUCCUGGUAGUCCAAUUGUUUCAAUUAUGAUAAAUGGAGUCAUGAUUCAAAAUGCUCUAAUAGACUUAGGAGCUACUAUUAAUGUAAUGACCAAGGAGAUUGUGCAAAUUCUAAAUUUGGCCCAUAUAAGACCUACUCAUACAAUUCUCCAAUUAGCUGAUAGUUUUACAGUUAAACCAUAUGGUAUCAUAGAAGACAUUGUGGUAACUCUUGAAUCUUGGGAGUAUCCUACUGAUUUUAUGAUUCUAUCACCUAAGACUACUUUGGGAGGUUAUCUAGUUAUUUUGGGAAGGCCUUGGUUGGCUACUGUAGAUGCUUAUAUUGGUUGCAGAUCUAGGAACAUGACUAUUUUAAAUGGAGAUAGUACAAAAAAUUGA
Molecule: messenger RNA, 957 nt
Organism: Cryptomeria japonica (Japanese cedar)
Lineage: Eukaryota; Viridiplantae; Streptophyta; Pinopsida; Cupressales; Cupressaceae
Exons: 2
Coding region: 1-957 (318 amino acids)
Source: RefSeq, a predicted model, not a curated record